GUCAGUGUCAGAUGUCAGGUCAGGAACCAAUGUAAAAAAAUAUCAAAAAUUAAAAAAAAACCAACCAAAACAUUGUCGGUAUAAAAUAUAAAAUAAAAUUGUUAUAUCAGUAAAAGCAAUCUUAAAAAUAUGACCAUUAUUUCAAAACUUGUACCUUCCCUUCGCUUGUCAAAAACUGUGUGUUUCUUUCCUGGCUCUAUAUCUGUAUCAAAUUUUCGGCUUACUCGUUAUUAUUCAACAGAGAAAGGUAGUGGUUUGACAAAAAGUGAAGAAAGAGCUGAUGUCUCUAUUGAUGUUCGCCCUCUCGGUGAAAAAAUUAAAGAAACCACCAAAACAGUAUCUUAUACUGGUGUUAUUUUACUAGGCAUUGGGGUCACCGGGAUUAUAUUUUAUUAUGUAUUCAGAGAACUUUUUUCCAGCAAUAGCGCUAAUAGCAUAUAUUCAGCAGCUCUGGAGAAAUGCAAGAAUGAUCCAAGAAUAGAGGAUGCACUCGGAGCUCCUAUAAAAGGUUAUGGUGAAGAGACCACUAGAAGGAGACGCACGCAUGUUAGUCAUGCUGUGUAUGAGAAAGAUGGAGCUAAACAUAUGAGGAUGAGGUUCUACAUCAAGGGGAUUAGGAAUAAAGCUGUUGUUGAACUUGACAUGAAACAGAAUGAUUAUGGAAAUUAUAUGUGCAGAUAUUUAUUGGUCCAGCUUGAUGAUUAUAGUGGUAAGACUUUUAUAAUAGAAGACAACAGAGCAGAGCUUGAUCAUGUGAAACCUGAUGCAAGUGGAUUCCCCACUCUUACUUUAACUCAGUGAAUGAUGCAUCUUAAGCUUUCAACAGUGUAAAUAUAGAUAAAUGUAUAGUUGCAAACUGUGUUGUUACAAGAAUUAAAAGAUAUUGUUACUUA
Messenger RNA from Amyelois transitella, 893 nucleotides. RefSeq names its product mitochondrial import inner membrane translocase subunit Tim21. Bases 130 to 801 code for a protein of 223 amino acids. The transcript is spliced from 3 exons. Gene Ontology annotation, cellular component: TIM23 mitochondrial import inner membrane translocase complex. The record is from RefSeq and is a predicted model, not a curated record. Gene Ontology annotation, biological process: protein import into mitochondrial matrix. Lineage: Eukaryota; Metazoa; Arthropoda; Insecta; Lepidoptera; Pyralidae.